GUGUGUGUGUGGGGAAAAAAAAAAUAUAUAUAUAUUAUAUAUUAUUAUAUUACUUACAUACCCCCUGAUACUCAUACGUGUUUGUGCGGUAAAACGACAACACAGGAGUUAUUUAGACAGCCAGGGUUUUAAACACAAUUUGUACAUUGUUUAAAAUAUUUUAUAUAUCGUAGGAGUGCUUCCUACGGGAUGCCGUGAUUUCCUUGCCCGGUCUAGGACCGACUGUGGUGUUUGUCUUCAGUCGCGCCUGCGUUUAAAAAGCGAUGCUUCGAGGCUGUUAGUACCUCUGCAGACCCACCAGAUGGCGACUCUGGGAAGGAUGCCGAGCAGGACGAGAGAGGAAGAACUCCGUCAGGAGGGGUCAGGGCUUCCUGUCUGGAGGACCCGUCUGGAACAAUGCGCCUGCGAGGAGGUACUUCUCUGCUGCAAAGGGUUUUUGGGCCUCGGAUACAAAAAGGAACUCCGCGUUAGGAGUAGCCACCGGGUGCAUGACGUACUGUGGUGUUUGUCUUCACUCGCGCCUGCGGUGGAAAAAAAAAAAAAAAAAAAGCGAUGCUUCGAGGCUGGCAGUACCUCUGAAGACCCACCAGAUGGCGACUGUGGGAAGGAUGCCGAGCAGGACGAGAGAGGAAGAACUCCGUCAGGAUGGGUCAGGGCUUCCUGUAUGGAGGACCCGUCCGGAACAAUGCGCCUACGAGGAGGACCUACUGUGGUGUUUGUCUUCACUCUCGCCUGCGGUGGAAAAAAAAAAAAGCGAUGCUUCGAGGCUGGCAGUACCUCUGCAGACCCACCAGAUGGCGACUGUGGGAAGGAUGCCGAGCAGGACGAGAGAGGAAGAACUCCGUCAGGAGGGGUCAGGGCUUCCUGUCUGGAGGACCCGUCCGGAACAAUGCGCCUGCGAGGAGGUAUUUCUCUGCUGCAAAGGGUUUUUGGGCCUCGGAUACAAAAAGGAACUCCAUGUUAGGAGCAGCCACCGGGUGCAUGUAAGUCGGUGGACCGGAAUCCAGCCACCUGCCCUCAUUUGUGUUUAACAUGAUUAGCAAUAUCGAUGUUUAGAAAGUUAGCAGUGUGCUUCCGUAUUGAUAGAGGCUAAGCACAUAGCCUAAACGUCGACGUAUAGCACACAUAGAACGCGUUGGCUAACAUACACAGACUGAUUUCACUGUUAGAAACCUGAUGUAAUGUUUGGAUAAAUGUAUUAAACAAGUGUAUAUAAUAAAGGAAUAUAAGAGUUUGAGCUUAAAGUAGUUCAUUAGAUGUUGCUACAUCCUGUGUGAGACUGUAAAGUGCUG
Molecule: messenger RNA, 1292 nt
Organism: Syngnathoides biaculeatus (alligator pipefish)
Lineage: Eukaryota; Metazoa; Chordata; Actinopteri; Syngnathiformes; Syngnathidae
Exons: 3
Coding region: 302-964 (220 amino acids)
Source: RefSeq, a predicted model, not a curated record